GAGAAUACUGAGAGGGUCGGGUGAGGAGGGCGGUGGGUCGCUCGGCCGAAGAAACCAAAUAGUUUUGUGCCCCUUUUUUUUUUGCGCGCUGUUCCGCUUGUGUGGUGCUGGAAUUUGAAGUGGGAACCGCUGGCUUCAGAGGAUGGAUGGAUUUAAGACAGAGGAGUGAGUCGGCUGGGCGAGCAGGCAGUGAUUCUGACUGAGCUCCUUUCCUUCUGAACAAACUGCUCAGACUCGUCCCUCACCAUGUCCUGGUUGUUGGCCAUUUGGAUUAGCCUCGGCUUCCUGCUGCUGUGCCAGGCCACGCUCUACCAGACCGUCCAGCAGCACCAUGUGGCUCGGCCCGGUCGCACCGACAUCCUCACCCUGGAGGGAGGUACUUGCGAGGUGAUUGCCGCCCACCGAUGCUGUAACAAGAACCGCAUUGAGGAGCGCUCUCAGACCGUCAAGUGUUCCUGUUUACCGGGGAAAGUGGCCGGGACGACUCGGAACAAACCCUCCUGUGUGGAUGCGUCCAUUGUGAUUGGGAAAUGGUGGUGUGAGAUGGAGCCAUGUCUGGAGGGAGAAGAGUGUAAGACACUGCCUGACAACUCUGGAUGGAUGUGCUCUUCUGGGAACAAAAUCAAGACCACAAGAAUCCAUCCCAGGACCUAACAGAGGGCUCCCGUCGCAGGGCUGCGUGCCAGGCUCUUCCCCUUCAUCCACCCUUUCUCUUCCUACCGAACGGACUAAAACUAUUACAUCCACGUCUACUGACUGGAUUACCUGGGACCACGGAAAGGAUAUCCACCCAGAUAAAACAGCUUUGCUUCGCGUGGUGCCAAGGAUUUGAAACCAGACUAAUCCCCUGUUUGAUCAAUGAGCCCCACGUUGGUGACUCUCCUCCUCCACACAGCUGUGGCCAGUUUCCGACCCUCGCUCGCGCUCUCCGUUUCUCUCUCUCUCUCUCUCUCUCUCUGUGUUUUCAUCCCUCUGUCCCCCACUGAAAAACUGAAACAGCUUAGCAGGGGUUAUUUAGAGGUUGUUAAAACAUUAUUUGAAGACAUUCACACUGCCUGAAGGUAAACCGGUUUAGGAGCUUACAUGAGACUGAACAU
Gasterosteus aculeatus aculeatus (three-spined stickleback) is the source of this 1097-nucleotide messenger RNA. It is a transcript of the gene tafa1b, whose product is annotated as TAFA chemokine like family member 1b. Gene Ontology annotation, biological process: neuroblast differentiation; regulation of neuroblast proliferation. NCBI's taxonomy places the organism in Eukaryota, Metazoa, Chordata, Actinopteri, Perciformes, Gasterosteidae. Gene Ontology annotation, molecular function: receptor ligand activity. The record is from RefSeq and is a predicted model, not a curated record.